AUGUCCAAAAUUUCAACAGCUGUGUUUAUCUGUGGUGCAGGACCAGUCGGCCUCCUGACUGGUCUUGGACUAGCUCUCCAAGGCAUUGAUACCUACAUUGUUGAAAAACGCGAAAGAGAAAUCCAGGCCACAUAUGGCAGGGCCACAACCAUGUACUGUCGAAGCAUGGAGCUGCUGGAGCAGCUUGGCGUUGCCGAUGAUAUGCUCCAGAGCGGGUUUGUCGCCCGAUCAGCUGUAACCAUGAACAACGGAAAGCGCGUCACCGGUCGAGGGUUUGACAGUUUGCCCCAAAGCAUGAUCAACACUUUGCACGACUACUUUCUCAGUAUCCGUCAGAAAUUCUCCGAAGACAUAUUCCGAGAACACUAUCAGACCGCGUCGAGCAAGGAUGUACAUUACGGCUGGGGCGUCGAAAACUUCACUAUUGAGAAACUCCCCGAGGAUGACUUCAAUGUCACUGUCCACAUUAAGAAAACCGGAAACGGUGAGCAGCGAGUCGUGAGGUGGUUUCUCUUGUCGAGCAACUACCUGAUCGGGGCGGACGGCGGUCAAUCAUCUGUACGGAACCUAGCCGGCAUCCCUAUGGAGGGUGAUAGCACGACAUACAGGUGGGUUCGUAUUGACGCCAAGAUGAAGACAAACAUGCCCGAGGCCUCGCAUAUGGGCGUGAUCGCUAUCGAAUCACCCAACCAUGGCAAUGUCCUAUGGAUUCGGCUGGACAGGGACGUUCACAGGAUAGGCUUUGCUAUGACACCAAAGCUCCUAGCCAAGUACCCCAACGGCAUCACACAGGACGAAGCUGUGCAGGAGGCGAUAGAGUCCGUCAAGCCAUACACUCUGGAGGUUGAGCGAGUUGAUUGGUGGACCAAUUAUGGCAUCAAUCAAAGGGUUGCCGCAUCUUUCCAGAAAGACGAGUUCAUCUUGCUUGCGGGAGAUGCCGCCCAUGUCCACUCCUCGGGAUUUGCUCAAGGCAUGAACACUGGCAUCCACGACGCCACCAACUUGGCCUGGAAGCUUGGAGGCACCAUCAAAGGCUGGUACUCCACCGACGUCGUUCUCGCUAGUUACGCCAGUGAGCGUCGGCCAGCAGCCCAAAAGCUCAUCGCCAUCGAUAAGCUCGCUUCGGCCGCCAUCUCGCACGAUGUGAAGGCCGUCGGGGCUCCCGCGAGUGCCCCCGAAGAGGGUGGUGCGAGCGGUGCAGCCGUGCCAACCGUGUCUCCGGACGAGAUGAUGGCCAAGAUCUACCAGGACAACAUCAGAUUCAAUAUCGGUCUCGGGGUCUCAUAUCCCCCAAGCCCUGGCAACCCCCUCACCAGAGCGCCAUUAGCUGGGUCAGUGCCCGCCGGCACGAGAGCACCUGAUGCGGUGCUGCGAAAGCCGGGCUGCCAGAUUCCUCUGCGGCUGCUCGAUGUGUUCCGGGCCGGAGGAUAUGGCAAGUGGAACCUCCUUGUGUUUGCGGGUAACCCGAUUUAUACGCGUGAGAACAUUGCGAGCUUGCGGGAGGCGCUGUUUGCUGAAAAGGGACUGGCUAGUCGUCUCAAGCAUCUCCUCAAUCUGUCCACGCUGAUAGUCGGGCAUGUCGGAGGCCACUGGGAGGCAUUUAAUGGACCCGCUGUAGCGAGACUGUAUUUUGACACAGAGGGCGCAGCUCAUGACUGCUAUUCUGUGACGCAGGCUGAUGGAGCGAUAGUUGUGGUGAGACCGGAUGGAAUACUCGGCUUUGCAGCUCAGCUGGAUGAGCUGUCUGAGGUAGAGGCCUUCUUUGACGGUUUCUGCGCUUAG
Thyridium curvatum is the source of this 1782-nucleotide messenger RNA. RefSeq lists its product as uncharacterized. The record is from RefSeq and is a predicted model, not a curated record. Gene Ontology annotation, molecular function: FAD binding. NCBI's taxonomy places the organism in Eukaryota, Fungi, Ascomycota, Sordariomycetes, Thyridiales, Thyridiaceae. The transcript is spliced from 4 exons. The coding region runs from base 1 to 1782 and encodes 593 amino acids.